Messenger RNA from Sorex fumeus (smoky shrew), 1457 nucleotides. RefSeq names its product carbohydrate sulfotransferase 12 (gene CHST12). The transcript is spliced from 2 exons. The coding region runs from base 170 to 1420 and encodes 416 amino acids. Gene Ontology annotation, biological process: carbohydrate biosynthetic process; proteoglycan biosynthetic process. Lineage: Eukaryota; Metazoa; Chordata; Mammalia; Eulipotyphla; Soricidae. Gene Ontology annotation, molecular function: sulfotransferase activity. The record is from RefSeq and is a predicted model, not a curated record. Gene Ontology annotation, cellular component: membrane.
CGUGUGGCCUCUGACUUGGGUAUCAGAUGACCCUCAGCACUGCCCUGCUGCUGCCCCGGACAUGGCCGCAACCCAAGGUGCCGUCCGUAGACCCUGAGUGGUUCCCCCUGGCAGGUCUCUGCAUGAAGCUGGACUGAGGGGCCGCAGCGCCCGCCCCCGCCCGGCCAGGAUGAGCAAGGCACGGCCCUGGCGCCUGUGGCUGGCCGUGGGAUUUGUGUUCAUGGUCCUGCUGAUCAUCGUGUACUGGGACAACGUGGGCACAGCCCACUUUUACCUGCAUGUGGCCAUCUCCCGGCCACACCCGCCGGGACCGCUCCCCACCCCCAGCCCGGGCCCCGGGAAGGAGCCCCCGGACAGCCGGGACGCUGUCCUCAAGAGGCUCUUCGGCCCUGGCACCGAGCCGGGCGACCUGCCCAGCAGGAAGCCGGAGCCUCGGCCUGCAGCCCCGGGGAGCAACGCUGAGGAGAGCGUGCGGGGUUACGACUGGUCCCCGCACGCCGCCGCCCAGCAGCCCGCCGCGGCGGCUGGGGAGCGGCAGGCCCGGCGCAGGAGCGUGCUGCGCGACUUCUGCGCCAACGCCAGCCUGGCCUUCCCCUCCAAGGAGCGCUCCUUCGACGACAUCCCCAGCUACGAGCUGAACCACCUCAUCGUGGACGACCGCCACGGCGUCAUCUACUGCUACGUGCCCAAGGUGGCCUGCACCAACUGGAAGCGCGUCAUGAUCGUGCUCAGCGGGAGCCCGCUGGACGCCGGCGCGCCCUUCCGCGACCCGCUGGCCAUCCCGCACGCGCUGGUGCACAACGCCAGCGUCCACCUGACCUUCAGCAAGUUCUGGCGCCGCUACGGGCCCCUGUCGCGCCGCCUCAUGAAGCUGCGGCUGCGCACGUACACCAAGUUCCUCUUCGUGCGCGACCCCUUCGUGCGCCUCAUCUCCGCCUUCCGCAGCAAGUUCGAGCUGGAGAACGAGGAGUUCUACCGCCGCUUCGCGGUGCCCAUGCUGCGCCGCUACUCCAACCACAGCCGCCCGCCCGCCUCCGCGCACGAGGCUUUUAGCGCCGGCCUGCGCGUGUCCUUCGCCAACUUUAUCCAGUACCUGCUGGACCCGCACACGGAGCAGCUGGGGCCCUUCAACGAGCACUGGCGGCAGGUGCACCGCCUCUGCCACCCCUGCCAGAUCGACUACGACUUCGUGGGCAAGCUGGAGACGCUGGACCAGGACGCGGCGCAGCUGCUGCGGCUGCUCAAGGUGGACCAGCGCUUGCGCUUCCCGCCCAGCUACCGCAACCGGACGGCCAGCAGCUGGGAGGAGGGCUGGUUCGCCUCCAUUCCACUGGCCUGGCGGCGGCAGCUCUACCAGCUGUACGAGGCCGACUUUGUUCUCUUCGGCUACCCCAAGCCCGAGAACCUGCUCCGAGACUGAGGCGGCAGGGGAGGUGGGGGCCGCUGCCGUUGUCCCC